Molecule: messenger RNA, 2604 nt
Organism: Betta splendens (Siamese fighting fish)
Lineage: Eukaryota; Metazoa; Chordata; Actinopteri; Anabantiformes; Osphronemidae
Product: medium-chain acyl-CoA ligase ACSF2, mitochondrial-like
Biological process (GO): fatty acid metabolic process
Molecular function (GO): medium-chain fatty acid-CoA ligase activity
Source: RefSeq, a predicted model, not a curated record
GUCAUAAUACGGUUGGGUGUUUAUCAUGAGAAGCAUUUAGUUAUUUUUUACCUGGCAGUGGUCUCGUUUAUUUUAUGUUGCUAUUCUGUUGUUGCUAAUUUAAUUUAACAAUAAGCAGAAUUUGCGUUGUUGACGUGCAGCUGCCGCACACGAUGAUUCCCAGAAACGCGCUUCGUUCCUUGACAUUUAAAAACAGCUGGAGUUUUUCUAGCGCUUCAAACGGGUUGCGGAAAUCAUGGACACAAAAUCCAGGUUUAACUGCUGCAAGUCGAGGUGUCCACGUGGACCAUCCACCCAUCGUCCCCACUCUCACCACCAGUUAUGUCCACGGCACCUCGUCCACGUCCUUGCUCCACGCCACAGUGGGCGAGAGCCUGCUGAGCACCGUGGAGCGCUGGCCCGACAGAGAGGCCUUGGCUUUUGUAGACAGCGGAGUCCGCAAGACGUUUGCACAGUUUCAGCAGGAUGUGGACCAGGCUGCAGCAGGCCUGCUGGCGCUCGGACUGAGGAAAGGAGACCGGCUCGGCAUGUGGGGACCCAACACGUAUGAAUGGGUCCUGUUCCAGUUAGCAACAGCCAAAGCUGGGAUUAUUUUGGUGUCUGUGAAUCCAGCCUACCAGCUGAAGGAGGUGGAGUUUGCCUUGCGAAAGGUUGGCUGUAAAGCUAUAGUGUGCCCCACACAGUUUAAAACCCAGAAGUACUGUGACAUGCUGAGACAAAUCUGCCCAGAGGUUGAAUCAUGCAGCCCAGGAGACCUGAGGAGUACUCCCGAGCUCCGCACUGUGAUCGUCCUGGACAGUCGACAAGCAGGAAUGUUCCACGUUGAGGACGUGAUGCAGGCGGGCAGCAGCCAGCACAGGCAGCAGCUGCAGGACCUGCAGAAGAAGCUGUCGUUCGACGACCCCAUUAACAUCCAGUUCACUUCGGGAACCACUGGGACUCAAGGAGCCACCUUGUCUCAUCACAACAUUGUCAACAACUCCUACUUGGUUGGUAAAAGAUUGGGAUACGACUGGAGGCCCAACACCCGCAUCUGUCUGCCUGUGCCCUUGUACCACUGCUUUGGUUCUGUGGGUGGCGUCAUGUGUAUGGCCGUGUACGGCGUCUCCCUGGUGUUUCCCUCUGCGGGCUAUGAUGCCAAGGCCAACGUCAAAGCUCUGGAGAGCAAAAGAUGCACCUUUGUUUACGGCACCCCCACCAUGUUUGUCGACAUGGUGAACCACCCUGAUUUGGCUAAACGUGACAAGUUGUCAUUGGAGGGAGGCAUCAUGGCUGGUUCCCCUUGUCCUCCAGAGCUCGUGAAGAAGGUCAUUUCCACAAUGGGUGUUAAAGGAAUAACGGUGUUGUAUGGAAGCACAGAGAACAGCCCUGUCACCUUCUGCAACUCCCCCUCAGACAACCUGGAUCGGAGGUUGGAGACUGUGGGCUACAUCAUGGAUCACUUGGAGGCAAAAGUAGUGAACCCUAGCACUGGAGAACUCGUACCCCUGGGAAUGACGGGGGAGCUGAUGGUCAGAGGACACUGUGUGAUGCUGGAGUACUGGGACGACGAAGCCAAAACAAGGGAGUGUAUCACAAGUCAGGGCUGGUACAAAACAGGAGACCUCGGCAGCUUGGACGCGUACGGCUGCUGUCGAAUCGACGGCAGGAUCAAAGACAUGAUCAUCAGAGGAGGAGAGAACAUUUACCCGGCUGAGAUCGAACAGUUCCUGCACACGCACCCCAAAGUGAAGGAGGCUCAGGUAAUUGGAGUUCAGGACGAUCGUAUGGGUGAGGAGGUGUGUGCCUGUAUCAAACUGGUGGACGGGCAGGACUGCACUGCAAAGGAAAUCAGAGCUUACUGCGAGGGACAGAUCUCUCACUUCAAGAUUCCGCGCUACAUCCAUUUUGUCACCAGCUACCCGCUCACUGUUACUGGAAAGAUCCAGAAACACAAACUACGGGAGGAAACCGAGAAGCAGCUGGGACUGAAGAGGGAACAAUGACAAACCAAUCAGGGCUGCGCACACACAAACCUAAUACCUUCAGCCAGUAAAUUAAAGACUACGUGUUCGGGACACUUGGUUCUGCUCAGUAAUGAUAGAUUAUUUUAACAGUUAACACAAGAUGAAGGUCAAAUAUCCUAUUGUGCAAUAUGUUUUCAUUACCUCAUCUGACAUGUUUGUUGCUUAAUAUUUACACCCAUUGCUUUUAGUGCCUGUAAGUGUGAGAUCACAAUUCUCUGCUUCAAAACCGUAGAUUGUUCUCUUCAGGAUGAGAAUCAGACCUUGCUCAGGUGAAGGAUUUUUUUGCAUCAAUGGCCAAGUACUGACUAGUAAACAACUAUUAUGUAAACAUUCAUACCACACAAAACACCUUUUUACAUGAACUCGAAAUAAACUUUGUACCACAUUACUAAAAUCAGGCCAAAAUGUUUUAUCUUUAAAUGAAAACUAAAACUAUUUUGUCUUUUUUGCAGCUGCACAUAUUUAGGAAUUUUAAUCUAUACACUAAGAAUAGGCCUGUAUCAAAACAAUUAACAGAAAGAUCUAAGGGUGGAAACAGUUCUUAUUUGCAUUUCACUCUAUAAUUUACAUUUACAGGAAUAAAGAUGCAAAAGAAAAA